Fonticula alba is the source of this 2231-nucleotide messenger RNA. RefSeq lists its product as hypothetical. The record is from RefSeq and is a predicted model, not a curated record. Lineage: Eukaryota; Rotosphaerida; Fonticulaceae. The transcript is spliced from 2 exons. Bases 934 to 1635 code for a protein of 233 amino acids.
GCGGAUCGGUGAACCACCGUCCGUCGGCCCAUGCACCCAACGAGUUGCAUGGAUAGCAUCUCUCAGCAUGCCGAUCCCUCGCCCCCUCCCACGGGAGGGGAUGAGCCUCUUUCUCUCUCUCUCUCUGAUCCGAUCCGGAUUCUCCCCCCCCCAGCGGUAGCUCGCGCGUGCCUAGGGGACCCCUGGGCCCGAGCUGAGGUUGACCAUUGCCCCUCACGUAGGGGCAGCCCCGGGUUGUCCUCCGCCCUCAAGGGGAGGAGGCAACCCCAUGCUUGCCAGCGCUGGCCUCGCGGGAAUGCCAUCGAGCGUCUCGCCGAGCGCAUAGCCAGGGCUCGCGAAUCGCGCCGCGCGCCGUGUUUCUUCCUCCACCUACGGGGCAUAUGCGUAUGCCCGGGGAAACACCACCCUCCUCCCUGCCUCAGCCUCAGAGUCGCGCCCUGAUUGAUCAGGGAGGUGGGUCCUCCUUUCUUUUUGAUUGGAGGCUCGCGCGCGCGCGCGCGCAUCUUCCUCCCGAGCCCCAUCGGUUACAUCCUCCCCCGGGUGGCCGGUGUGUGUGCUCUCUUCUGUCUGCAGACGAGGAUGGAUUCGCCAUGAAGCAUGGGCAUCGUUCACACCUCCAAGCAGUCCCCCCUUCCUGCGCACGUCAGAUGGGGGGCUGCUUUCCACCCUGGCGAGAGACUCUCUGGGGCCACGCGCCCCACCCCCUCUUGCGUCGUGUGCACACUCUUCAUUUCGUGCCCCUCCACCUACGGGUGGUCAGUGAGGUAUCAAUCCUCCGUGGCCAGUUGCUUCACGAGCGAGGGCGGGUCCCUCUCGAGGCAUCUCCCCGUGUCCCCCCUCAUCGCGGCCGGGUGAGUCUUCUCCUCUCUCUGCCCUCUUAGAGGCCACGGCCCAGGAGGCGCGCCCCCUUCCCCAAUCACCCGGGGCCUGCUCAUGCUUGUCAUGGCGGGGGCAUGCGGCCGCGGUGUCCCCCCCCGCGCGCGCGCACGCAUUCGGAGUGCAUUUGGCUGCCUUUCUCCGGCAAGGCCCUGGCCGUCUCGGCUUCCACCCACCCCCCGGGCCACGCACUGCCGAGGCAUGUGCUGUUGUUCCCUCGCGCCCUCUUCAUUGGGGUUCGCCGAUGUGUGUAUGUCCAUCAUCUUCCUUUCUCCUGCGGGAGAAAUGCAGCGCGGCUGCGCGAUGCCCAUUAUUUUGGGUUGUGAUGCGACGCAUCCUUCCGGGCAUCCGGAUGGAUGGCUCCACUCGAGCGUGUGGAAGUCCAGAGAGCGCAUAUCCGCGGGCGAGGCCCUCCCACCUGUGCCCCUACGCGGGGCGAGGGGGGCCGGCCAUGCCUCUUGCUUUCUCCUCCAGAGUAGUAAGGGAAUGUACACGCGGCUUCCUCGCGGGGCAUCCUUCUACGUGGGGCGCCCCUCUGCAUCUCACGGCGAGAGCGAGGCGGCAAGAACAUGCGGCGGCCAGAUGGCGCGCGCCGCGCCGGGGGGGCGUUUGAUUUGCGUCCCCCCCCGGCGAAAGAGAGGCCUUCAUGUGUCCGUCCCCCACCCCCCUCGAGGUGUGGUGGGCGUGAGCCUGGCGCUCUUUCCCGCGAUUCACAUGGUGGAUCGCCGUUGUGCUUUAACCGUACUCUCCCGGGCUUGACUCGCCGCGGGAAAAGCACAACCCCUGUAGCGCUCUCUCGGCUCCGAGUGAGUACGCGCACCCCCUGUGCGGGGAUUUUUUUGGCUGGUCGGUCACCAAAUGGCCCCGCACUCCCCUUUUCUCUCCCUCUUUUCUCUCUUAAAAAUUGAAAAUGCUCCACAUCCGCGCGCGGGAGAGGGGGCCCUUUCAUCGGGCCGAGGUCGUGCAUGUCUCUCUGCCUGUGCCUCUGCGGCUGUCCGCGCGGGGCGCGCCCUUUCCUUGCUUUUUUUCACCCCCCCGCUUGUCGCUUGCAUGUGUGUGUGUACAUGCGCCCGUGUGUCUCAGUGCCUUCCGUCCCCCUUCGUGCGCCCUUUUUUUGAGCACACCACCCUGGCGUGGCCGGCCCCGUCAUGUGUCGUCCGUGUGUUUCCAGACAAUAGGCACCGAGGAUGGGAUGGGGGGCCGAGGGGACUCAUCGGGGGAGGGGCCGGAGCCGGACCGCCCGUUUCCUUCUUUUCCAGAGGAGGGAGGGGCACGCGGCACUGUGCUGCCACCGCCGCCGCCGCCGCCACAUGCGUCCUUGUGUACGAAUACAAAAGCGUCAUGUUGUAGUGUCC